CAAAGUCAACGAAGUCGAAGUGUCAAAAACUUGUUAUUUGUCAAAUGUGAGCUCGGCGCGUGGUGUGUGCGCGUGUUGUGGUAUCGGAUAUCGGUUUAUUUGCGUGGUUGUGUCGGAUUGUUCACACUCGAGUAGAGUGUUGUGAUGAGCUCGUGACCGUCUGCUGCAGCAACCCGGCGACAUGAAGCCCGACGGCUACACGAACGGCGACGACGACGAGUCGCAGGAGGGCGCGAUGUGGCCGGCGGCGGUGCUGGAGGGCGGCUGGGCGGCGCGCGUGCUGGCCGCGCUGCACGCGCUGCGCCUGGCGGGGCUGGGCUGCGACGCCACGCUGGCGGCGGCGUGCGGGCUGCAGCUGCCGGCGCACCGCGCGCUGCUGGCGGCCGCGGCGCCGCGCCUGCUGCAGGACCAGCCCGGGCCGCUCAUCCGCAUCGACGCGCCCGCCGCCGCCGUGCGCGAGCUGCUGGACUUCAUCUACACGGGCCGGCUGCGCGCGGCGUCGGGCGCGGCGGCGCGCGGGCUGUACGUGGCGGCGGCGCGCAUGCGCGUGGAGGCGGCGCGCUCGGCGCUGGCGGCGCGGCUGCUGCGCGCGCUCACGCCGGCCGACUGCCUGGCCGUGCGCGCGCUGCCCGGCCUGGGUGGCGGCCAGCGCGCGCUCGUCGACGCCUACAUCGCUGAACACUUCGACGAGGUGCUGUCGGCGGGCGGGCUGGGCGGUGUGCGCGCGCUGCGGGUGGAGCUGCUGCGGGAGAGCUCGGCGCACGACGGCGAGGAGUCGCCCAGCAUGCUGGCCGCCGCCGCGCUCGCCUGGACCCGCGCCGCCCUGCAGGACUCCCACCACGACCUGGAGGGGCUGUGCGCGCGCGGGCACAUGCUGUACGUGGACGCGGGGGGCGCGCUGCGGGACUGCGGGGAGCUGGGGGGGGGCGCGGGGGAGGGCGCCGCGCUGCGCGAGUACCGCCAGGCCGCCGCCCGCCGCGCGCCCCCCGCGCCCCCCGCGCCCGCAGCGCCGCCCGCCGGCGACGACUGGGCCGUGCUGGCCGCGCGCCGCGCCCCGCCCCGCGCCACGCGCGCGCUGCUGGCGCUGGGCGGCGAGGUGGUGGCCGUGCACAUCACGUGGCGCGCGGAGGGCGGCGGCGGCGUGGCGCGGGGCGCCCCCCUGCCGCCCGCGGGCGCCGGCGCCGGGCCGGGCGAGGCGCGCGCCGCCCUGGCCCGGCCGCGCUGCGCGCUGGGCGGCGCCACGCUAGGCGGCAAGCUGCUGGUGCUGGGCGGCUACGACCGCGCGCAGGCGCUGCGCAGCGUGGAGGUGUACGACCCGGCCAGCAACACGUGGGCGGCGGGCCCGGAGCUGAGCGUGGCGCGCGCGCGCUGCCCGGCGGCGCGGCUGAGCGGCGCGGUGUACGCGCUGGGCGGCAGCGACGGGCUGGCGGAGCUGGACUCGGUGGACGUGCUGGCGGAGGGCGGGCGGCGCUGGGAGGCGGCGCCGCGCAUGCCCGGGGCGCGGUCGCACGCGGCGGCGGCGGCGCACGAGGCGGGCGGCGCGCUGUACUGCGUGGGCGGCUGGGCGGCGGGCGUGCCGCUGCGCGCCGUGUGCCGGCUGCGCGGCGGCCGCUGGGAGCCUGCGCCGGCGCUGCGCACGGGCCGCUCGCAGCUGGCGGCGGCGGCGUGGCGCGGCGCGCUGUGGGCGCUGGGCGGCUGCGACGCCUGGCACUGCCUCGCCAGCACCGAGCUGCUGCCGCUCGACCGAGACGACGCCGAGUGGAUCGAGGGGCCGGCGCUGCCGACGGCGCGGCGCUCGGUGGGCGGCGCGGUGUGCUGGGGCGCGCUGGUGUCGGCGGGCGGCUCGGACGGCGCGUGCUCGCUGCGGCGCACGGACUGGCUGCCCCCGCCCCCCGCCGCCGCCGCCGCCUGGCUGCCCGGCCCGCCGCUGCGCGAGCCGCGCGCCGCGCCCGCGUUGCUAGCGCUCGACGAGGUGCUGUACGCGGUGGGCGGGUUCAGCGGGCAGCACUUCCUGAGCUCCGUGGAGUGUCUGUACGAGCUGGCGGGCGAGUGGACCGCGCUGCGCGACGCGCGCCCGCCACGCCACCUGCCCGCCCAGCCCGUCGGAAACAAGCUGCAAGAGUUAACUCUCGGGGAGGAGAAGACAGAAACAAACGGUCGGAAAGAGAUAGAGACAGAGACAAACGGGGAAGCCGAGGGAGACGGCGGCGCCGCGCCCGCGCAAGUAUAGUCCCUCACAUACGGGUCACCUGUGCUUCUACAGAUUUUAAUUAUAAUUUUUGAUAGUAUUCUACAGAAAUUACCUACCGAUUUCCAAAUAAUGUUAUCAUUAUAAUGCAGGGUUUAUGCUAUACUAUUGCACAGGUUGUCAAACCAUCUGUUUUAUUGUAGUUUUCAUUGACCAAUCUACUUUAUGUAUCUGCUUUUAGUUAUUGCUGCUAAGCUAAUCUGCCAGUGGAUUGGUUGAUGAAGUUCUUUUUAAACCCGACGUGAAAAGAGGGGUGUUAUAUCUACUAAUGUCCACCGACUAGCACGGGACGUGUUGUCCCGGUCCAGACAUGCCCGGAUCAUUGAAUAAAAUGUAUAUUUUUGUAUGAGAGUAUUCCACAGCGCGUUAUCGCAAAUAUUAUAUAAAUCUAUAUAUUGUUCUCCGCGAUAUCGGCCGAUAACGUGAGAUAAUUAUGCAAAGCAAUCUCUUCAGCACACAACAUAGUGACAUCGCUUUACGACGCAAUAAUUUAUAAUACAUAAUUUAGUCGAAGUUUACUUUAGUUGAACCAACAAUGUUCGUCCACUUUAUGAAUCUAAUAGAGUAAUAAUGUUCCAUUAGUCGCGGCGCAAAUUGAGGCUCGGUACAGUCGAGGACGCCUCGCACUGCAGGCACCGAGCAACCUUAUCUUCUAUGUUUUAAUGCUCAAAAUAUGUCAGAAUAGGAGAUCCAUUCGGUAAGCGUGUAGCGACAGCAGUUGGCAACUCAUGUGACUAAAUCGGUCGACGACCUCUGCGGCUCUGUCACUAUAUUAUAUACAAAACUUUCGAUUUAUCAUACCUGAUAGGAAAGAAUAUUGCUGAUUAUAGAAUUUAAAUAAAUUUAAAUUUCCUACAAGUCGUCAUGCAUCCUUCUGCUGCGGUCUGCGGUAGAUACUUACCUACUUACUAAGACUAAGUAGGUUUUUUCCAAAACCUGAAAGUCACUAAAAUUUUAAUUCCUUUCGUCCUUCCUCAUAAGUAUCUUAAAAUCGGCCGAUAUCUUGGUAGAUACAGUAAUGACCGCAGUCACCCUGUGUCUCAUGUCCGUGGCACCCAGCACCGUGUCCCUCUCCCUGGCACACGGGAUGUGUCUCAUUGCCCUGGCACAGGCUCGCGGCGGUGAUCGAAGAGCAAUAAUGAAUCAAUGAGCUACCUCAGCGACCGCGGCCGCCGAUGACCACCACGUUAUAUACAUAGAUGAGUUAUUUACCUAUAUGUAGGUACAUUGUUAGCGGAUUUAGCGCGUAAUUAUUUUCGCUGGUGUUAGUUUGGUGUCCAAGUAUUUAGGAUAAUUCGCUGUCAGUAUAUAAGGUUUCUCUGUAACCACCUAUAUUAUACAACUAAUAUAAACUUAAUUAUAUCAGGAGUUCAAUGGUCGAGUGAAUAGCAUGCUAUAAAAUAAAUUACCUAGGAAUGAAUGAAAAUAUCAUAUAGAGCUACAUAAUACUACACAACUUUAGUUUCCUUUAUUUUAUCAAAAAAUAAAUAAGUAGGUAGGCAUUAUUAUGUGGUUAUUCUUCGUAAUUCCCUCUCUAAAGUAAUCGUUCAUAUUAUUUACUUAUGUAACGAUUGGAUGAUAAUAAUGCUUGUUAGUAAGUAUACAUAGAUAUAAUAUAUGAUAUAUUAGGUAAUACUACAGGUGGGUCGGCGAGCCGCGUCGCUCUAGAUGUCGUGUCGUAGUGCAGAGUACUGGCAGUGAGUUCCCCCGCGCUGUGGUGUGGUGUAGCACAGUGUAGUUACUGGUGUAGUGAGCUCACUGCCUGGCCUCUGUCUGUGUUGUCUGAUGCAUACCAUUUCCAUUUACUCCGUUACUUUCGUUUUAUUCCUGCAUUUGUCGAGUGCAUUUUUAUUUCAAGAUCUGGCAUUUUGUAUUUAGGUAUCUCUGGUAUAUUUGUAUUUUAUCACAACUUUGUACACAUUUUACCUAAAUUAUACAUUCUUAUUGUCCUAAGAAGCAUUGGAAUUUUAUACUAUACUUAUGUAUAUUUUAGUGCGUAUCGUCAUUUUUUAAAUAAAAUAUAUGAUGUAGAACCUUUACACGUAUCAACAUUGUAAUACUGAUUAUACCUAUCUGUAUAUUGCUACUGUACAUUUUGUUUAAUGUAUUUAUAUUAUACACGAAGUUUGUAAGGUAACUAUUUAAAUGUUUAUAGAUUGGUAUUUUUUCACGUCACAAAAUUUAAAUUUUAAUCUUUGUAUGUAUUUUAUGGUAACCCACCUAUUUACCCAGCUCACAACCAAACAAGAUUCUUAAAUGUAUUUGAUGUCAGCAUUUGUUUUAAAAUCGGAAUAUAAGGCUAUGUCUAUUAGACCUGAUGGAAUAUUUUCUAUCAUACUUCUUGGAUCAUUCGUCUCUGCAGUAACAUUGUACAUCCACACUGUGUCCGUCUCUAAUGAAUCUUGUUUAGUUGAGGGCCGCGGUCACGGCCACGCAAACAGACUUAUGCCUCUGCCCCCUAUCAUCGCCUGUAUUGCUCUUUGCAUAAGACGUAGAUUCGCGUGACAGGUCCGUCUGUAAGGCUUCUCGUGCAGAUUAUGGCGACCGGCGGAGACAUGCCACACAAGACUGUGUUUAUCUUACACCGAGAUAUCCACGUGCUAUAUGGCGACGUCAUGUAAACAAUUAAUCGUAUACCAUUUUGUUAUUUCUUGUCAUUGUUACUAUUCACAAUAGGUAUCACUUUUAUAAGAUCGCGUGUUUUUCGUGUGCUUCAUUGCGGAAAGCGUCGCCUCAGUGGGCAGACCUUGGGGCCGCUCCGAGCUCGUUUAUCAUCUAUUAUUCAUUUCUUUUGAUGAAUAUUUAAUGGAUUAUUUGGAUAUUAAGUCGGUACUAAACUCUAAUCGAUAUUUUUUGCCGGUAACUAAGUGGUAUUAAUUUAUCUUGAUUCUUGUGCUGUUUACAAUGAGUACGUAUAUUAGAAGCUACGCACAUGUGUACCUACCUAUCUAGGUAGCCUGGUACCUACCUAUUGACCGACCUUGUCAUAAAUGAUAACUCCAGACUACAAUAUCACAACAUCUCUGAUAAGCGUAGUGUGUAUGAUAAUGAUAUGUUUCAUAAUCACAUAAUUAUCAUUUGUAGUUCCUAUCUAGUAUUUAUAUACGUAGUAACAGAAUAUUAUUAGCAAAAAAUGUACUGCGACCGAAAAAUUCAGUAAGUACUUUCAGAAAGUCAUGAAAUAUAAUAAUUUGAUUCCCUUUUCUAAGUUUGUUGUUUAUAGGGAUUUCAAUUGCGUAAUGUAUUUAAUUAAGCCCUAUCGUUUCAGACUUCCCAAUAAUGAACAAUACCCAUUUUAGAGUACAUUAUUACGUAGAGUGUAGUAGAGACCGCGUCAUGUGGCCGCGACCUCGGCCGAGGCUACAGAAUCAUCAGAGGCCGGUUCGCUAGCACGUAGGUACCUCUUGUAGGACACCUAAUAAAUAAUCUAAACUGGUCCUAAUGGAAUAAUAACAUUAAUAGAUCAAAUAUUUGUUGGUAGUUUAUUUUUAUAAAUGAACGCAGUCAGUCCGUUACUGGACAUGCCGGGCUCCCUGCGAGGCUGACCGACGGUUUUACUCUAGUUUUACUGUCAUAUCUGAACUUUCAUAAAACUAUUAUCCCGAUAACUUAUUACGGUCAUUAGAAUACUCUCUGAGCAGCAGUUUUCUCGCGGGUCGCCAUACUCUCUUUAGGUUAAAUUUAAGUAUUUUUUGGUUUUGUUUAAUCUAAACUGCUAACCAGUGAUUACCGUCGCCGUUCUGAUUCUCUUUACUCGGCAAUGCCUUGAACAAUGUCUGUAAAUGUUGCAUGUAUUGAGAAUAAAGUGAUAUUAUUAAUUGUAUUAUCUAAAUCUUAGUUUGUAUUAUUGGUAAUGUAUAUUUGCUUACUUUUAAACAGAAUCAGAGCUGAUUUCGGUCUCGACGUUUAAUAAAAUUAAACUAAUGUAUUUAGAAUUAUUUUUGCGUAUAAAAGACACUAAUAUUAGUUUAGGUAGUUCCGUUGUUGCACGUGUCAGCGCAUUGUCCUUGUGUAAGGUAUUAUUUUGUGCUCAUAUCAUAAUAUGUAGGUACUUUUAAUGUUUAAGGUAUUAUGAUUAUAUUAAAAGCGCUAUCGCUGGGGCUUCAAAAACAUUCCUAGUGAGCUUGCACCAAUAUUGGCAGAUGUUAGAUCACUUCUGCAGUAGCGAGGUGACGGUAUUGUGGCAAGCUGGCAAGUGGUAGCGCUUCUUCGCCUCAUCCUGUAGAGUUCAUUGUUGUAUUGACACUAAUAUUUCUAAAACAAAAUAUUAAUAAAACUAAAAACACCAAGAGUUAUGUGUAUAAAAUUAACUGUAACAAAAAUGUGAGAUAAAUAACUGUUUCUGAAUUUGUACAAAAUAUAGUUUAGUUUUGAGAUUGGUUGAGGGUUUACUCUUUGUGAUAAUGAAGUACGUUUAUAACUAUUAAUAACUGUGUCUGGUCUCGCUCGGCGCCGCACAGCACCUAGCACACCCCUAGCCCUAGAGACCCAGCAUGCUCUAGCAUGUGAGCUAGGGCGGUGAUGCGCUGCCAUAGAGCGUCCUAUAGAUAAUGAAGUGACGUGACGCCGGCGCACAGUCAGUCGGGGACAGUCCGCUGUACCCCUGACGCUGUCAGGACACUCCACACGCCGCGGAGGUUGUGUCAGCGGCUGACUGUGCGCCCGCGAGCUGCCACACUAUGAAGCGGCCGCGCAGUAUUCGCCAUUGUUUAUGUUUCAAUAAAUAUAUUGCAAAUUUUAA
This is a messenger RNA of Plutella xylostella (diamondback moth), 6989 nucleotides long. RefSeq names its product influenza virus NS1A-binding protein homolog A. Gene Ontology annotation, molecular function: protein binding. NCBI's taxonomy places the organism in Eukaryota, Metazoa, Arthropoda, Insecta, Lepidoptera, Plutellidae. The record is from RefSeq and is a predicted model, not a curated record.